UGAUAAGUUGGUUUAUUAAAAUCGCAAAGUUGGGUUAUUAAAUAUCGCAAUCGAUCGCAUACGGUUUCAGUCAUCCUGGCGUCAAGUAUCGAUAGCAUUUCUUAUAUUAUAAACCAAUGCUUCGUCUACACGUUUUGUACCGUGCUUUGAAUCUCUGUGGCAAGCGUCAAGCAAUUGAACGGAGUGUGAGACAGCAAAUUUCAUCAUCUGCGACAUCGACAUCCACCGCCAAAAUGACAGUGACGUCGCAAAUUGCAAAGCGUUUUGACACCAUCAUCAAGUCGGCUGAAGACAAGCGGGUCUACCGGGGCCUAGAGUUGACCAAUGGCAUGACGAUACUCCUCAUCAGUGACCCCACCUCGGAGAAGGCAGCUGCAGCAAUGGACGUUAACAUUGGAUCUAUGUCAGAUCCGUGGGACAUACCAGGCCUAGCACAUUUCCUUGAGCACAUGCUCUUCCUUGGUACAAAGAAGUACCCAUCAGAAAAUGCCUACUCUCAGUUUCUGAACCAGCACGGAGGCUUCGCCAAUGCCUACACAAGCCUAGAGCACACCAACUUCUACUUUGAUGUGUCGCACGAACACCUCGCUGGAGCUCUCGACAGGUUUGCCCAGUUCUUCCUCUCCCCGCUCUUCAACCAAGACUCUCAGGAGCGAGAGGUGAAUGCCGUGGACUCGGAGAACGAGAAGAACCUGAAGGCAGAUCAGUGGCGACUCUACCAACUGGAGAAGUCCACCGUGGACCCGGAACACCCCUACUGCAAAUUCAACACUGGAAACAAAGAGACACUCCUGACCAUUCCAUCUCAGAAAGGCAUCGACGUCAGACAGGAGCUUCUCAAGUUCCAUGAUUCCUUCUACUCCUCCAACAUCAUGGGGCUAGCCAUCUUAGGAAGAGAAUCUCUAGAUGAACUCACGGAUAUGGUGGUCCCACUGUUUGCGGAGGUUGAAAACAAGAAGGUCAUCCCUCCGGAAUGGCAACAGCAUCCAUUCAGCGAAGACCAACUCAAGAUGAAUUGCAAUGUCGUUCCAGUUAAGGAUAUACGACAGCUCAACGUUAGCUUUCCGAUACCCGACCUCCGGAAACACUACAAAUCCAAGCCAGCCCACUACCUGGGUCAUCUCGUAGGUCAUGAAGGCGAAGGCAGUCUUCUCUCUGAGUUGAAGUCCAAGGGCUGGGUCAACACGCUGUGCGGCGGGGCCAAGGAUGGCGCUAAGGGCUUCAUGUUCUUCAUCAUCAAUGUGGACCUCAGCGAAGAAGGAAUUGACCACGUUGACGACAUCAUCUGUCACAUGUUCCAGUACCUGAACCUCCUGCGUAAGGAAGGCCCGCAGGAGACGGUCCACAACGAGUGCCGGGACCUGGACGCCAUGAAGUUCCAGUUCAAGGACAAAGAGCGGCCCGCGGGAUACGUGACCAGAGUGGCCAGCAUGCUUCACCAAGACUACCCAGUGGAGGAGGUGCUGAGUGCUCCGUUCAUGAUGUCGGACUUCAGACCCGACCUGAUUGAUAUGGUGCUGAGCCAGUUAACGCCAGAAAAUAUCAGAGUUGGGGUGAUCUCCAAAAGCUUUGAAGGUCAGACAGACUCAGUAGAGAAGUGGUACAAGACAGAGUACAAAAUUGAGCACAUCCCAGAAGACAAGAUCAAGGCCUGGAAAGAAGCCGGGUUCCACGAGAAGUUUCACCUCCCCCAGAAGAACGAGUUCAUCGCGACCAACUUUGACAUCCACCCUCAAGACGAGGACUGCGUGGAUUCGCCCAAGGGCACCUCAGGGGUGGCCCUGCCCACGGCCAUCAAAGACACGCCCUUCACCAAGCUGUGGUUCAAACAGGACGAUACCUUCCACCUGCCUAAAGUCUGUACCAUGAUGGAGAUAGCAAGCCCGUUAGCCUACUUGGACCCGCUACAUUGCAACCUGACCUGUCUCUUUGCUGUGUUGCUGAGGGAUUCCCUCAACGAGUACGCCUACGCGGCAGAGUUGGCUAACAUCAACUACAUGAUUGACAGCACCGUCUACGGAAUCAACAUUCAACUGGGAGGCUACAACGACAAACAAGUGCUGCUGCUCAAGAAAAUCUUGGAGAAGAUGACCAACUUUGAAAUCGACGUCAACCGAUUCGAUGUCAUCAAAGAAACAUAUUCCAGGAUGCUGCUGAAUUUCCGAGCCGAGCAGCCCCAUCAGCACGCCGUGUAUUACACAUCGAUACUCAUGUCAGAGCAAGCCUGGACCAAAGACGAAAUGUCGGAAUGUAUGGACGAGGUAACAGUGGAUCGGUUGAGGGCCUUCAUUCCCCAGUUCCUGUCCAGGAUUCAUGUUGAGACGUUCAUCCAUGGCAACAUGACUAAACAGGAAGCUUUAGAUGCCCAGGAGAUGGUAGAGAGUAUCUUGAAGGAGCAAGGAAACAGCAAGCCGCUCCUCCCAAGUCAGCUGAUGAGACACAGGGAAAUCCAGCUUCCUGACGGUUGUUUCUACAACUACCUACGUCACAACGAUGUCCACACCUCCUCCGGUAUUGAGGUCUACUACCAGACCGACGUGCAGACCACCAGAAGCAACAUGCUGCUAGAGCUCUUCUGCCAAAUCAUCAGCGAGCCGUGCUUCGAUACGCUCAGGACCAAGGAGCAAUUGGGUUACAUUGUAUUUAGCGGUGUGCGACGCUCCAAUGGCGUUCAAGGUCUGAGGUUUAUCAUCCAAUCGGAGAAGAGACCUCAGUAUCUGGACAACAGAAUCGAGGCGUUCCUCCUAAGUAUGCAGACACAUAUCAAGGAACUUUCAGACGAAGCUUUCCAGAAGCAUGUGAAUGCGCUGGCUGUCAGGAGGUUGGAGAAACCGAAACGACUAGCCAGCGAGGCCGGCCGAUACUGGUCGGAAAUCACCUCCAAACAGUACAACUUUGACAGAGCCAACAUAGAGGUGGCUUACCUGAAGACCCUGACCAAGCAAGACAUCCUGGGUUUCUUUGAGCAACUCUUGGCCGUGGACGCCCCCCGGCGACACAAGAUAUCCAUCCACAUCAUGCCCCCCGUGGACCCCUCCUCCAACCAGGGAGGAGAGGGUGCCGGGGACCAGCCUGACGGGGACCAGCCGGACCUGGCCAGUCUGAACAGCAUGGACCUGCUGCCUACUCCUCCGCUACCGCAGGCAACUGUCAUUCAAGACAUCACAGGAUUCAAGACGGGUCUACCGUUGUUCCCGCUCCCAGAACCCUACAAUAGCAGCGCUAAAUCCAAAUUGUAGAGAAACAAGAGAUAACAAAUGGUGGUAAAUCGUUUUCUGAAACUGUUUUCUUCCCAGCAUGCAUGUACUACGUUCAACAAAUUGGUCAGCUGACUUUGCUAUAGAGUUGAGGGGAAAUUGACAUUGGUGGGUAGAUACUAGACGGAAAAGUUGCCCUCAAAUUUUUGCAUGAGAAAUAUUAAGCUAUGCAUAAAGGUCAUUUUUAUUCAAGUUCACAAAAGUGUACGCAAUGGUGUAACGUUACUUGCGCCACGUUUUUUUAUUGAAAAGUUGGACAAAGAAAUUGACUGGAGCAGGGUUUGAACCUGCGAUCUCUAG
This is a messenger RNA of Patiria miniata (bat star), 3557 nucleotides long. Its product is annotated as insulin-degrading enzyme-like. The transcript is spliced from 24 exons. Gene Ontology annotation, biological process: peptide catabolic process. Bases 117 to 3239 code for a protein of 1040 amino acids. Gene Ontology annotation, molecular function: metalloendopeptidase activity; metal ion binding. NCBI's taxonomy places the organism in Eukaryota, Metazoa, Echinodermata, Asteroidea, Valvatida, Asterinidae. Gene Ontology annotation, cellular component: cytosol; mitochondrion; peroxisomal matrix. The record is from RefSeq and is a predicted model, not a curated record.